Molecule: messenger RNA, 924 nt
Organism: Penicillium samsonianum
Lineage: Eukaryota; Fungi; Ascomycota; Eurotiomycetes; Eurotiales; Aspergillaceae
Exons: 6
Coding region: 1-924 (307 amino acids)
Source: RefSeq, a predicted model, not a curated record
AUGCCGGAUUCAGUGGCCUGGACCAUCCAUGGCUACGACCAUGAUAACUUACUCCAUGUGGUUAUCACUUCGACUUGCUUUGCUUUCAUAUUGUCUACUACUGCAGUCGGAUUCCGGAUCAUCUCUCGAGCGAUUAACAGAAGCGGUCAUUUUCUGGAUGACUGGCUCAUUAUCCUUGCGUUGAUCCUCGAAUACGGCAUAUCGAUCGCAGGAGUUGUGCUACUCUACAAUGGACUAGGAACCCAUAUCUUCGAGCUCUCCCCCGAACAGAUAGUUGCCUAUCUAAAGACCAUGAAAUACGCCGUCAAUAUUGUAUCUCUGAGUGUGAUCCUGUGGACUGCCUGCGGUGUUCUCGCAGGCUGCUUCGCUUGCAUCCCAACCGAGAAGCUGUGGCACCCCAUGGUAGAAGGUGGUUGCAUGAAUCUGUCAAAAUUUAACUACGGUAUUCAGAUUCCCAAUAUCGCCACAGACGCAAUUAUCCUCCUGAUGCCGAUGCACAUCGUGUGGAACCUUCCCAUCUCCAAGGCCAAGAAGUCGGGUCUUUCUGAGGUUUUUGUUCUAGGAUUCUUGACUCUAAUCUUCGAUAUCAUUCGUCUGGUCGUCCUGAUCCAGCUCUCCACACAGGGGGAUGAAAUUACCUAUAACCAAGUCCCAGCAAGUGUGUGGAGAUGCAUUGAUCCCGCUGUCGGGAUAGUUGCAGCCUGUUUGACAAAUAUGCGGCAUUUGUUCAAGGCCACUAACACCAAGGUCUGGUCCAGGCUAUUCGGCCGAUAUAUCACCAGCACGAGUGGUACCAGCGAUUCACAGAUUAAUGAGAAGGGUAGCUGGCCGCGACAGACCCCUAGUUCCACUGGUGAAGGGAGUUCUCCCAGCCUUAGUGGUGAUUUGAACCAGUCGCCAACUCAUAACAAGUCUACUGUGUAA